AUGAUUUGGGAGAAGCUCUCCAAUCUUCGAUAUUUAUUCCAAGGCAAAAGGAAGGAUUAUGAUGGUACACACUACCACGAUGAAGUCGACGUUGGUUGUACACUUCGACUGGUGGACAAAGCGGCGAUGCGUGGUGACAGCGACGAGGAUGACUCGGACUAUUACGAGGACGAAGAGUACAGUGACGAGGAAUACUGGGACGAAGAUGAGGAAUAUGACGAGGAUGAAGAGGAAUAUGAAGAGGAAGCAGAGGAUGAAGAGGAAGAGGAAUACGGUGAAGAAGAGGUUGAAGAGGAAGAAGAACAAGAAGAGGAGAGUUGUGAAGGCGAAGAUGAAAUGCACAGUUUUGCGGAGAGUGCUGAAGAAGAAAGUGUACGGGCUCCUAUUCCAUUAAUAAUCGUCCAACAGCCAGAUGUUGAAGAAGAAUAUUUGGAUGUCGAGGAGAUGGAUGGCGAAUUUGAAGUGAGUUAUGAUUUUUUUCUUCAGUCAUACAUUUAA
Messenger RNA from Haemonchus placei, 498 nucleotides. The record is from the annotation of a GenBank genome assembly. NCBI's taxonomy places the organism in Eukaryota, Metazoa, Nematoda, Chromadorea, Rhabditida, Trichostrongylidae.